This is a messenger RNA of Eutrema salsugineum, 1200 nucleotides long. Its product is annotated as cytochrome b561 and DOMON domain-containing protein At5g48750. NCBI's taxonomy places the organism in Eukaryota, Viridiplantae, Streptophyta, Magnoliopsida, Brassicales, Brassicaceae. The coding region runs from base 1 to 1200 and encodes 399 amino acids. The record is from RefSeq and is a predicted model, not a curated record. The transcript has a single exon.
AUGUCUCUGUCUUCAAGAACCGUAUUUGCGGUUUUGUGUUUUCUGUUCCUGCUGGCUCCAUGCUUUACCAGAGCAACAACAACCGAUGUUGUUCAGUCAAGAUGCGAUUCUCACAACUUCAACAACGGCAAACACUUUCGUUCUUGCAUCGACCUUCCGGUGUUAGACUCGUUUCUACACUUCAGUUAUGUCCGUGAAACCGGAGUCCUUGAAGUCGCGUACCGCCACACCAACAUCGAGUCUUCUAGUUGGAUCGCUUGGGGCAUAAACCCGACGGGCAAAGGCAUGUUAGGCGCUCAAACUCUCUUGGCUUACCGUAACUCCACUUCCGGUUCUAUGCGCGCCUAUACUUCCUCAAUCAAGAGCUACUCAACUAUGCUUCAAGAAGGUCCUCUCAGCUUCCGUGUCACGCAGUUAUCCGCCGAAUAUCUCAACGGAGAGAUGACUAUCUUCGCCACCAUAGUGUUACCUUCUAACACGACCGUUGUGAACCAUCUGUGGCAAGACGGUCCCUUGAAGGAAGGAAACCGACUUGGGAUGCACGCAAUGGGUGGAGACCAUCUCAAAUCCAUGGCUACUUUGGAUUUGCUCUCCGGACAAGUCACGGCCACAAAACCAGCAAACGGCAACAUGUUACGAGUCAAGCAAAUCCAUGGAGUAGUGAACGCUGUGAGUUGGGGGAUUUUCAUGCCCAUUGGAGCCAUGGCUGCAAGGUACAUGAGGACCUACCAAGGACUGGAUCCCAUGUGGUUCUACGUUCACAUCUUUUUCCAAACCACCGGUUAUUUGGCCGGUUUGUUGGGAGGACUAGGAACCGCAAUCUAUAUGGCAAAGCAUACCGGGAUGAGAGCCACGCCGCAUACUGUGAUAGGGUUGGUUCUGUACUGUCUAGGGUUACUGCAGAUACUUGCGCUCAAAGCAAGACCGGACAAAGACCAUAAGUAUAGAAGAUACUGGAAUUGGUACCAUCACACUAUGGGAUAUCUUGUGAUCGUACUAAGCAUCUACAACAUCUACAAAGGCUUAGCCAUCUUGCGACCUGGAAGCUCAUGGAUGAUUGCUUACACUGCCAUCAUCGGUGUCAUUGGAUUGUUUGCGAUCGUGAUGGAGAUUCUGCAAUUCAACAAGAGAUGGGCUGGCUUGUGCUUCAAGAAAUCUCAAGGCCUAGAAGCCGAUCAAACUGCUCGUAUUGAUGUCUAG